Molecule: messenger RNA, 8550 nt
Organism: Odocoileus virginianus texanus
Lineage: Eukaryota; Metazoa; Chordata; Mammalia; Artiodactyla; Cervidae
Source: RefSeq, a predicted model, not a curated record
ACAGGAAUAAUAAUGUAUUUGUGGCCUUGGACGUGAAGCAGUCAGUCUUCUGUUGCUAUUAAAUAGCGUCAGGGACUGAUGUUGUGGGAAGCAUGGACCUAAUGAACGGGCAGGCAAGCAAUGUUAAUAUUGCUGCUACUGCUUCUGAGAAAAGUAGCAGUUCUGAAUCAUUAAGUGACAAAGGUUCUGAAUUGAAGAAAAGUUUUGAUGCUGUGGUAUUUGAUGUCCUUAAGGUUACACCAGAGGAAUAUGCGGGUCAGAUAACACUAAUGGAUGUUCCAGUAUUUAAAGCCAUUCAACCGGAUGAGCUUUCAAGUUGUGGAUGGAAUAAAAAAGAAAAAUACAGUUCUGCACCAAAUGCAGUUGCCUUCACAAGAAGAUUUAAUCAUGUAAGCUUUUGGGUUGUUAGAGAGAUUCUUCAUGCUCAAACAUUAAAAAUUAGAGCAGAAGUUUUGAGCCACUAUAUUAAGACUGCUAAGAAGUUGUAUGAGCUGAAUAAUCUUCAUGCACUUAUGGCAGUGGUUUCUGGCUUACAGAGUGCCCCAAUUUUCAGAUUGACUAAAACAUGGGCGUUAUUAAGUCGAAAAGACAAAACCACCUUUGAAAAACUAGAAUAUGUAAUGAGUAAAGAAGAUAAUUACAAAAGACUCAGAGACUAUAUAAGUAGCUUAAAGAUGACACCCUGCAUUCCCUAUUUAGGUAUCUAUCUGUCUGAUUUAACAUACAUUGAUUCAGCAUAUCCAUCAACUGGCAGCAUUCUAGAAAAUGAACAAAGAUCAAACUUGAUGAAUAACAUCCUUAGAAUAAUUUCUGAUUUACAGCAGUCCUGUGAAUAUGAUAUCCCCAUGUUGCCUCACGUCCAAAAAUACCUGAACUCUGUUCAGUAUAUAGAAGAACUGCAAAAGUUUGUGGAAGAUGACAAUUACAAGCUUUCAUUAAAGAUAGAACCAGGGACAAGCACACCACGUUCUGCUGCUUCCAGGGAGGAUUUAGUAGGUCCUGAAGUAGGAGCAUCUCCACAAAGCGGAAGAAAAAGCGUGGCAGCUGAAGGGGCCUUGCUGCCGCAGACCCCGCCGUCCCCUCGGAACCUGAUUCAGCACGGACACAGAAAGUGCCACAGCCUGGGUUACAAUUUCAUUCAUAAAAUGAACACAGCAGAGUUUAAGAGUGCAACGUUCCCAAAUGCAGGGCCAAGACAUCUAUUAGAUGAUAGCGUCAUGGAGCCCCAUGCACCAUCUCGAGGCCAAGCUGAAAGCUCUACUCUUUCUAGUGGAAUAUCAAUAGGUAGCAGUGAUGGCUCUGAACUAAGUGAAGAGACUUCAUGGCCUGCUUUUGAAAGGAACAGAUUAUACCAUUCUCUCGGCCCGGUGACAAGAGUGGCACGAAAUGGCUAUCGAAGCCACAUGAAGGCCAGCAGUUCUGCGGAAUCAGAGGAUUUGGCAGUACAUCUAUAUCCAGGGGCUGUUACUAUUCAAGGUGUUCUCAGGAGAAAAACUUUGUUAAAAGAAGGCAAGAAGCCUACAGUAGCAUCUUGGACGAAAUACUGGGCAGCUUUGUGUGGGACGCAGCUUUUCUACUAUGCUGCCAAAUCUCUAAAGGCUACAGAAAGAAAACAUUUUAAAUCAACAUCGAAUAAGAAUGUGUCUGUAGUAGGAUGGAUGGUGAUGAUGGCUGAUGACCCAGAACAUCCAGAUCUCUUCUUGCUGACUGACUCUGAGAAAGGAAAUUCGUACAAGUUUCAAGCAGGCAGUAGGAUGAAUGCAAUGCUGUGGUUUAAGCAUUUGAGUGCAGCCUGCCAAAGCAACAAACAACAGGUUCCUACAAACUUGAUGACUUUUGAGUAAAAACGUCAUAAAGAACAAGGUGAACUGUUACCCUAAGUGAAAGCGAGGACCUGAUGAAAGAGUGCCAGCUACAAACCAAUCCUGUGCCAGGCAGAGCCCAGAGGCUCCGUCUCAGCCUCUGGAGUCCUGAACCAAAAAAGCACUAAUUUCAGGGAACGAAGUGAGAUAUUCCCAGAGAACACAUCAGAGCUGUAAAACAAACUGCCGUGGACCAUGCUUCUUAUCUCUGAACUGACCUGUGGAAACCACUGCCUUAAUAGAAUGAAAGGAAAACCACCAUGAAACACCAAAUAGUGCGUGUGAAUCUCCUGGCGGUGCUGUGCUUGGAAUAGAUCGUAGCUAAUUUGCAUUUCUUUUAACUUUGUACUAAUUUUGGAGGGGGGAAUCGCCUUUUUUUAGAUACACUUUAAAAGGAAAAACAUAUUUCUUAUGGGUGACAUCAGGAGCUGGUUUUGAACAGAAGUGUGAAGAUGUUUCAGCUUAGUAGGGUUCUACCAGCCAUCUCGCCAAAAGGUUUGCUUAAGCCUCCAUGAGUCAGCAGCCUCAACAUGCUUUCUCACAGCAAGAGUGUAGGAAUUAGAAAUGUUAAUAAUGUGAGUUGUUGGGGUUUGUUUGGGACUGGGGUGGGGGGGUUGUUUUGUUUUGGAUAGGGGAGUUGUUUUUUUUUUAAACACUAAACUUCUGAAAUUUAGUACUGUAUGGGGUACAUUAUUUCCUGCUGGAGGUAUAAAGGCUGAGUGUUCACAUGCCAGACACUUUUUUCAAGUGGGCUCCAGAAAACAUGGUUGUUUUUAACUGGGUUUAAAGUUUGGCCUUCUAUAUGAAUUCAUUGUUGGACCACAGAUCUGCUUGGUAGAGAACUGUAAUCCCAACCUAAACUUUUCUAAGAAGAUUUUACAGUAACUACAGUUUUCAACUUUAAGUGGAUUAUCCCUUCUGUCACUCACAGGUGAUUUUUAUCAUCAAGGGUGAUGUAUCAAUAUUUUAUUAGGAUAUUUUCUUUUACAGUGUUUAAUGUGCACAAUGCCAGUUAUUUUUUUAUUAUUUUCAUUAUUUUUGUUCGGUAUGAGAUUCAGGAUCACAUUUGUUUAAAAGAGAAUCUACAUGUGUUUGUAUGCAUGUAUGUAUUUUAUUAUAAGGGAUACAGAAUAAUUUUCAAAGGGAAAAAGGUGAAAGAUUGAGAGGCUGGAAAUUUUGAGUAUCAAAACUUUCCUUCCUACUUAACUUUCCUUUAUCACAAACAUUUUUCUCAAAAUUUACUAUAGGUCCUUACUGUGAAACCAUAUUUUGUUAAUAGUUGAUCAAGAGAGUUUUGUGAGAGCUCUUUUAUGCAAUAAUGCAUUUAACUUCCAAAAUAAAUGUUGAGUUUAAAAAAAGGAGGAAAAAAAAGUUUGGAGGUGAAAUACCUUAGAGUUUUAACCAAAAAGAAGAAGAAAAGGGCACCUGAACAAAGGUUGUGUGUUGGAUGUUAUAAACUCAUGAGGCAGCAUGAAUUUUGCCUGUGGCCCAGAGUAAGAAGUGCUUUUUGACUGAUAACUUCUAAUAGAUUUCUAUUACUUUGGGCCUCACAUAAAAAUUUUCAGAUUGUAUUCUAGGGGAAUUUUAUUCCUUUUCCUUUUUAAUCAUAAGUAUUUCAUCCUUGAAUCCAUGAAACUCACAUAGAAAAUAUUGCUUGUUAGAAUAAUUAAAAGUAUAUCCAUUUGGAAAGUAGAAGAGCUUUCUCAGAUUACUAAAUUUGUAAAUUUUGUUUUCUGUUUGAAAAGGAUAUUAAGAGUUCAAAUAUUUUUCUCACAUAGUACAGUUAGAAAUACCAUUAUUUCUGGUUUUGUGGAAAAUGACAUGAGCUGGCGAGGGCAGGGAUGUGGGUGAGACCUUCCAGCAUAGCCCAUGCUGGGCGCGGAGAAGACCCCCUCUGCAUAACCAGCGUAGCAGUAUUAUCUCUGAGACCUUGCACAUCUGACUUUUGUUUUAAUUUUCUUAACUUGUUUAUUUCUUUUCAGAAAUAAGUGUUUUUAACAGUGUAUGUGCUUUUUAAAACACAUUGUGGAUGAGAACCCUGUGGAUUUUUUAUUACCUUGUCUGUUUGUCAUAAAUAAGCUAAAGUAGAUUAAGUGGUAGGCUAACCGUAUUGCUGAAGAUGGGCAGUUGGAAGUCAGAGCCUGACAGCACACAGUUUUGCCAAAGAGAGAGCUCAACUGGAAGACAUGUUUGAUAUUUUCAGCCCUAAACACAAGGCUGCUUGUGCAGAGUGAGAACAGGGUUCAGAUUUGGUAACUAGACCACACAUAGAUUUGUGGCCUCUGACUGACUGAAACUCUGAAUGGUGCAGCGGAGGUCACCAUUGUUUUCUUGUCUCCAGAUUUGUCCAUUCAAAAGCUUGCUUAUUGCUUUUUAAGGAUACUUUAGCAUUUGGAGCAAAGAGAAGACCAGUGGGAGAAGUGAAUUAAAAUAGUGUGGGUGAAUUUUUGACCUUUAAUUCACCAAAUGAGACCUAAUAAUAAUUCAGGCAAAAAUAAAUACUACAAUAUUAAAUAUUUAGGCAUUGUGUUAGUGAGAAGAUGAAAUUUUUCUCCUCUUACUAGGCCUACCCUUAAUAAAUUUCUAAACUAGCACCUCACAAGCUUGAAAUUUUCACCAAUAGUAAGCCCAUUUUUUUCUCUCUGAGUCAAGAAAAACUCAUUGGAAAUUCCAUUAUAAUUUAAAUUUAAGCUAGUUUUUGAUAAGCAUAAUGAUUGGUAUAUUAUCCAGCCUGGUGCAGCAGUAUAAUACCAACCAAAAUACAAUUUGAGGCACAUCUCAUUUAACAGUUUGUUUGAACAUGGAAGCUUAUUUUUCAUGCAAAAGUAACCUCUAACAGUUUUUAAAAUGCAACUAUAAAAAUAACUGUAUGAUGACCUUGAGGAGCUCUGAUUUUGGUCUCAUGCCCCCUCUGUGUGUGAGUUCUGCUUAUUUUUUUCAGAGACAUUACUUUUACCAUAACCUCCAAACUGUAAAAAUUAAAAGAACCAAUCAAACACACCUUCCUAUUACAUUUUCUUCACUGUGUAAAUAUUAUUUGUGCAAACAUUAUGAAAAGGGAUCCAAACAAUUUGAGUCUGAGUAUUUUUUUCCUCCCCAGGCAUAUGCUUCAGUGAUAAAUGUUUUCCUGUGCGGAAAAUGCCAUAUGACUGUUGUGCUACCUUCUGUAUGGACUGUUUUGGUAUUGUAUCUUUCUGUAUGUCAAGAACUUGGGGUGUUUGUAGCUGCAGAGUUUCUGUAAGUGGCUUUAUUCCUCUUCUAGAAGGUUUAUAAAGGAGCCCAAUGUGCACUGUUACAGAAGGGAAAAAUGUUUACAGUCUCUAGUGUAUACACCUUGUAUGUUAGUUGAAACCAGGGCCCGCCAAGAGCAGCCUGGCCUAUUGCUCUCUUAGGAUUACUAGAAUUCACUUGGCCAAAUGAUUUGAGCAGAAGUCUCUCUUUUUUUUUUAGGUUAAAUCUGUAGUUAUAGAUGACUUUACUGCUAAAAACAAAACUACAGGACUUGGUAUUAGUUUAAAAAUCAAUAAUAGUAGAUUUAACCCAUUAACUAUCCACUCUUGAUUUCCUUCCUGUUUUCUGAGACAUGGUCCUUUUCAGUGUUCUUUUAAACCACCAUAUUUUCUUUUUUUUUUUUUUGCAAACAAGAGGUACCAGUAUUGUUAACAGAGGAUAAUAUCAGUUUUUUAAAAAAUCAUCUGCCUCAAAGACUUUUGAAAUAAUUGGAUCCCUUUUUGAAAAUGAAUUUGACUGUGUCCUGGUGGAACAAUAGUACUGCUGGUGCAUGAAUAGGUGAUACAAAGCAAGUGGUGAGAUUUGUCUGACUUCUUCAGUGGUCUUUUAGGGUUUGCUUUUAUUUUCUGUCUCUCUUCUUUUAUAUUAUUUCUCUCAAACAUAGUAAAUUUAUAAUUUUACAGCCAGAGUAGUAUUCUGUUUUCUUAUAACAAACAUUGUUAUUUAACACAUUGAUGAUAAUAAUUUUCUGUGUGAAGUCAGCAUCUUUUGGUUUUGCUUCCUUAAAAAUGGCUUGUGUCUAAGGUGACUGGUUUUUUUCCCCCCCUAUUUAGAGGAUUCUAACAAAAGAGAUCUGUUUGAGCAAACUUUUAAGCUUUUUGAAAGCUAUUUCAUUACACUGGUUUCUCAAGUUGUAGUGCGGGGAAAAUUUGGUCAGUGCCUUAUCAAUUUGAAGACCAACUUUAGGGCAUCGAGUGUGACAAUAAUCAUUUGUCCUCUUACUUCUCUUAUUUCAGGAGUGUGUGCUAUUCCUCUCUCCACCAGCUUACUCUUGCUCAUAGCAAGUCUAAGAAAAUGCGUGCAGAUCGUUCUAGGUUAUUGUCACAUUCCUCCUUGGCUUUCAGUCUUUUCAGACAAGCUCCUUCCCUGCUCCUUCUCCUUCCAGGGUAGAAGAUUAAAAAUAAACCCUCCAAAUCAGCCUCUAGAUGAAACAUGCCUAAGAGCAACUUUGAAGAACAUCCAUCCAGCUGAGUUUAUUUUUAUUUUGUGUUGUUGAAAUUGUUUUGAGCAUAGAUUUAAUUAUAAGUCCUUUCAGAAAAUCCUUAAAAGAAUACAGUACAGCCAGAAAGAUUUGUUUGGGUUCUAUAAAAGCUGCUAAAAUCCUGAAAUGAGAGUUCCUUUGCCCAGAAGUGAGAUUUAGUUCAGUACAUUCUUACAGUUAACAGGACUCAGAACAACAAGCAGUCACUUCACCUACCAGUUGUUGUUUACUUGAAGAUACUAUGUCCAGAAAGUGAAAACAACUACAAGGUAUAAAUUAAAGAGAAGUUAAGAGGCUAAGCUAGCUUUCUCAGUAAAAACAAAGUAUGGAAACAUUUUGCUUCUCUGAGAUUAUUGUAAGAUCUAGAAAUACUGUUCAACUGAGUCAAAAUGCUAUCUUCACAUUUUGGAAAGGGCUAGUAUGUUCUCGACAAGUAAAUUUAGUCUUUAAAGCCAAAUGAAGGGAUAACUGGUCCUUGAAGGUUAUUAGUAGGAUUUAAAGUUUGAUUCUAGUCAUUUGGACUGCAAAGUGGUGAUGGGAUUAAAGGAAUACAUAAUUAGAAUGCUUAGGGAAUGAGCUUUUUUUUUUUAAAUAGACAAGUAGAAAGUUUCAUAAUUAGCUAUGCUUUAGAUACCAGGUAACAAGUAUCAAUUUUCCCAUGAAGAUAUCACCUAUUAAAACUAUUCACAGAAGAUAGUCCAAUAAUUAUUGACUUACUAAAUCUAACAGAGUAGCUGAUAAUAAGUCACCAGACUCAAGAGUUUCUAUACCUUGAUUAUUGACAAAUCCAUUGUUUUACAGCUGACCGAAGUAUGUAGUGUGGGGAGGGGGUGGGGAACUCAUUCACAGUGUAAUCUAAAGGCGACAAAGGCAUCUGUGGGGAUGAAUAUCCAAUAAUGAUAAUAUACAGGAAAACACAAGCCAUUUUUACUCUCCUUCAUCCCGGUUAAAUUGAGGUACUAAAGAUGAAGUACUCAUUUGCACAAUGACCUCCUAGAGUGACGUGCAGCUUGGUUCCUCUCUCACCUUUGAUUUCUGUUUAAUAUGCAAAUGUGAGUGUGAGAUCUUAAGUGUGUUUGCAUAAGCUAACUUAAAAUGAAUUUAAAUACAGUUUUCUGAAAUAUUUCUAUUGGAAUAAAUUACUUAAAAAUAUAGAUUGUGUGGGGAUAAUUUGUUUGCAUAGUUACAUUUUUAUCAUUAACUUUUAAAGAAAUGCUUUAAGUUGAUUUUUUUUCCCCCACUCUUUCUAGAAUAGUUGACAAGAAUUUUGUUGGUACAGGGAAGCUUCUGUCUGGGUAAACUUCAGGUGCUCUUCUCUAUCCAAGAGCAAGGAUGUGCGGCAUGCUGACAGAUGGGGCCUUGGGGAAAAGAGGUCAAGGGUAUAAUAUUUCCAACAUAUCUACCCACUCCAAGUGUGUGAUAUGAGCAGUCUCCAUAAAGGCCCUCUUUGCUAAUACUGUAUUUCAUAAAUUCCAAACCAUGACACUUUCUCUUCUCACCAUUUCUGAAAACAGAAUCCGCCAUCCAACCUAGGGAGCCUUAAAUUGGAAGAAGUACCGAAAUACAUGUGUUGAGUCUCCUGUAAGUUACCAACUGGGGUGUUUGCUCUGCCCUUUCUUAGAAUUCCAUGAGUUUGCUUCUAAGAAGCUUGGGAAACCUCCAAACGGAACUGAAUGCCCAGUGUUUGGGCAAACUAUAACCCAAUUUUCAACUGCUUUCUCACUUUUUCGAUGGCCUUUGAAAUUUUUCACCUACACUGUGCUAGAACCAAAAGAGAGUGACUGUUCUCUUACGGGGUCAGCCUCUCCUUACCUCACACAGCACCUCGUUCUCCGUGUACGCAUGCUAAGUUUCUGGGUUCCCUCCUGUGUUUCGUUAGUGGUUGGUCCCUGAGCCAGUACCACAUUGUCUCCAUUCCUGGAUAGCUAUGUAAGUCUUGAUGUCUGGUAAGGUAAUUGCAUUGUUCUUCAAAUUUGCCUUAGCUCUUCGUGACAUUUUCAUCCUCCCUGUGAAUUCUAUAAUCCAUGUGUCAGGUUCAGUGAAAACACUUAAUAUUUUUAUUGGACUUGAUGUGAAUUUGUAGAUUAAUUUGAGAAUUAACAAUUUGAAAAGCUUACUCGUCUCAUCUAUGAAUAUGAACUGUCUCUAUGUUUUAUUUAGGGUUUUUAAUGUCCCUCAAUAAAGUUUCACAGUUUU